ACGCAACAUAACCGGCCAGCUGAUAAUGUCUGAAACGUAGUUUAUACACAAAAAAACAAUAAAAUAUAAAUAUAAAGCAUAGCACAUCAACAAUUAUGAUGUGGGAUUACGACGACGAUUACUACCUUGAAGAGGAUAAGCUAAAGCCGAGCGAGCAAUCGUCUCGCAAAUCGACGACAACGACGCCGACAGCAAACAAUAUUGAUAGCGUCGUUAGCGUCGAAAGCGUUCAAACAAAUGAUGCUAAAACCACUAAUACUGACGAUGAGUGUGGUGUUAUCGAUGACGACGAGGAACAAGCCGAGUGCCUGUUGUUCGAAGCGCAGAGUACGAUAAUGAGAGAAAACACCAUGGGUAUGACCGUGACAUCCGGCACGGUGGCCAUUAAAAAGGAUGCAAACAAUCUGAUCGGCAUCAGUAUCGGCGGCGGCGCUCCGCUUUGUCCUUGUUUGUACAUCGUGCAAAUAUUUGACAACACCGCUGCUGCAAAGGAUGGUACUUUACAGUCUGGCGAUGAGUUGGUUUCCGUUAACGGACAACCGGUUAAAGGAAAAACUAAGGUGGAAGUGGCAAAAAUGAUUCAAGCAGCGAAAGAUGAAGUAGUUAUUAAUUAUAAUAAACUCCACGCAGAUCCACAACAAGGCAAAUCUUUAGACAUAGUUCUAAAAAAAGUAAAACAUAGAUUAGUGGAAAACAUGAGUUCUUCAACGGCAGAUGCUCUGGGCCUAUCCAGAGCAAUUUUAUGCAAUGACACUUUAGUCAAAAAACUACAAGAGUUGCAAGAAACUGAAUUGAUGUACAGAGGACUCGUAGAACACUGCGAACGUGUGCUUAAAGCUCACUUUGAUAUGUCUUUGGCAGUCAAACAAAUGGGAGAAGUUUUCGCUGAAUUAGCCGUACGUGAACCUCAGCCUCGAGCUUCGGAAGCCUUCCGUUUGUUUGCCGAGCAACAUCGGAAUAUGGAGCGAAUGGAGUACGAGAUGUUGAAGGCUGUCAAACCAGUAUUAUCUGAUAUGGGCACUUAUCUAUACAAAGCCAUACCGGAUACGAGGCUUACAGUCAAGAAGUACGCUGACGCCAAGUUCGAGUACUUGGCGUAUUGUCUGAAAGUCAAAGAAAUGGACGAUGAAGAAUGCAGUUAUGCGGCGAUCCAAGAGUCUCUUUAUCGUGUAGAGACAGGAAACUAUGAGUACAGGUUAAUCCUAAGAUGUCGGCAAGCAGCUCGUGCAAAGUUUGCACGUUUACGGUCAGACGUGCUCGUGAAAAUGGAACUUUUAGACAACAAACACGUCCAAUCACUCGGUGGACACUUGGCUAAACUAAUUCAAGGCUUUGCUGACCUGCACGGCAACUUGUUGACACUUCUUAAUGGUCCAGCGCUUUUCCCCGUCGAGGUUGACUUGUCCAACAAUGCGUUUCAAUACAAAUCAACAACACCAAUCACAACUGAACCAUAUGAAGACGAGAUAGAAAAUGGCGUCGAGGUACAAGAUGGCGUUGAUGUAUUGGAAACAACCGACGCUACAACUGAUGAAAUACCAACUACACCUAGCGCAUCACUAAUACCUGAUUUAGAUGAUUUUGUUUCAAAGGAAGAAGAAGAACCUGAUUAUAACAUGAUGGACAAUCUAACCCUACUUUCAACCUUGAAUUUAAGAGAUGUCAGUCCUAAUUCGGCGAGUAGUACAAGCAACAGCAACUCUACCGAAGGAAAUUUAUUACCAGAUCUAAUAAAUUAACAAAACCUUGCGGUUGUGUACGUCCACUCAUGCGGUUGACAUAUUUUAUAAAUGAUUUUAUCAAUUUAUAUAUCGUAGUUGUAAAAACAAUGAAAACUAUUCGUAAUUUAUUGAAUAUAUUAAUCUAUUGAUCAA
Messenger RNA from Dalotia coriaria, 1874 nucleotides. RefSeq names its product protein interacting with PRKCA 1 (gene PICK1). Gene Ontology annotation, biological process: regulation of Arp2/3 complex-mediated actin nucleation; receptor clustering; intracellular protein transport. Gene Ontology annotation, cellular component: postsynaptic density; postsynaptic early endosome; synaptic vesicle. NCBI's taxonomy places the organism in Eukaryota, Metazoa, Arthropoda, Insecta, Coleoptera, Staphylinidae. Bases 96 to 1739 code for a protein of 547 amino acids. The record is from RefSeq and is a predicted model, not a curated record. Gene Ontology annotation, molecular function: protein kinase C binding; protein domain specific binding; phospholipid binding. The transcript is spliced from 7 exons.